Messenger RNA from Saimiri boliviensis boliviensis (Bolivian squirrel monkey), 1869 nucleotides. Its product is annotated as ATP-binding cassette sub-family A member 17-like. Gene Ontology annotation, molecular function: lipid carrier activity; ABC-type transporter activity. Gene Ontology annotation, cellular component: membrane; intracellular membrane-bounded organelle. NCBI's taxonomy places the organism in Eukaryota, Metazoa, Chordata, Mammalia, Primates, Cebidae. Gene Ontology annotation, biological process: lipid transport; transmembrane transport. The record is from RefSeq and is a predicted model, not a curated record.
AAGCUGAUAUUUGAACAAAUAUCUUCUUGACUCCAAAGCCUAUGCUUUUUCCCAGUAGAGAGCCAAGGGCAGUGAUAGAAGGGAUUCACUUUACACCCUUCAGGAGUAAAACCAGUUCUUUUCUUCCAGGUUUGAAUCUCUAUUUACUGACUUGGAACUGAGGCCGGUAGAGCUGGGCAUCUCCAGCUUUGGGGCUUCUGUCACCACCAUGGAGGAUGUCUUCAUAAGGGUUUGUAUGUUGGCAGAUGCCAGUACAGCUAUCCCAAACAUCAAACGUCCCUCUAUCCAUCCCCAGCCCCUGCUUAGCAGAAUUCCUGUUGACAGAAUUAAACAUCUUCAUUCAAGGAUCUUCUCAGUACAGACUGGGCUGCCAAUCAAACCAAACACUGGGUUCAGUCUUCUCUGCCAACAAUUUUAUGCCAUGCUCCUGAAAAAGGCCACAUAUUCUUGGCACAACUGGAUGUUGAUGUUAUCAAUACAGAUCGUGGUCCCUCUGGUGAUCACCAUGUUAAGCCUCAUGUUCUUCGACUUCAAAGAAAGAAUCACGGAAAAUGUCCCAGUGGAGCUGACUCGGAAAACAUAUGGUCAGACCAUUGUUCCUUUCUUUAUUUCUCGGAAUUCCAGGCUGGAUCCUCAACUUUCAGAACGCUUUGCAAAUACGCUUACAGCUGAGGGACAGAUUCCUCUGGAGGUUCUGGGUUCUGUAGAAGAGUUCCUAUUGAAAAAGUCAAAAGAGGAACCUGGGGACUUUGAUAAGUUCUACUUAGUGGCAGCUUCCUUUGAAGAUGUGGGAAAUCACACCAUAGUGACAGCGCUGUUCAACAACCAGGCAUACCAUGCUUCUGCUGUGGCUCUGGCACUGGUGGACAAUUUUCUCUUCAAGUUGCUUUCUGGUGCCAGGGCAUCCAUUACUGUAUCCAACCACCCUCAACCUCUGACAUUUGUGAAGGAGGCGGAGAAUUUGUGGUAUCAGGGCCCUAAAGGACAUUACCUUGUUAUCAACUUGCUUUUGGGAUUAGCUUUCCUGUCUAGCUCUUUUUCCAUGUUGACAGUUAGAGAGAGGCUCGUCAAGGCCAAGCACGUCCAGUUUAUCAGUGGAGCUUAUGUGGCCACUUUCUGGCUCUCCGCUCUGCUGUGGGACCUCGUCUCCUUCCUCAUCCCCAGUCUGCUGCUGUUGGUGGUGUUUUUAUACUAUCGUGAAGAAGCUUAUACACACAAUGAAAAUGUCCUGGUUGUUAUCCUGCUGUUAAUGCUCUAUGGCUCCGCUAUUAUCCAUUUUGUCUACUUGGUCAGCUUCUCUUUCAAUAAUGCGGGCAACGCUUGUGUCAAGCUGAUCAUCAUGCUCACCUUCCUCAGCAUCUGCCCCUUCAUCCUUGUCUCAGUCACAGGUGAACAAGGAGGCGAGUUUGUGAUCCAAAAGAACAUCUAUGCAUGGGAGUUGCUAGGUAUGGGGAAGCACCUCAUGGCUCUGGCUAUAUCAGGACCUGUGUACAUCAUCCUGCUUUUCUUUGUUGAAACCAAUAUGUUCUAGAAACUGAAAACCAGGGUGUGUGACUUCUGCAUGAGGCAAAAUUUGGUGAGUAGGUCAAUGUGUAAAUCCUCUGGGACAGGCACAGAGCCUGGCUCCAUAGCUUCCUUCCUGUGGUCUGUAGCUGCCUUGAUUCUCAGAAUCAGAGGGAGCCUGCAGAUCAUCUGGUCCCAUCUCAGAGCAGAGAGGUGACAGCUAGUGCCCAGGAACUCCGAGACAGGGAAGAAGCCUUGGGCUUAGUCCCUAGGCCCUGUUCAUGAUGCUGGUCACCUGUGGGGCUUUAAGGACUGCUCAUCAAUGAAUAGAAACAAUAUCCUGAGAUUAGGUCAAGUGAGGCGGCU